Rana temporaria (common frog) is the source of this 2732-nucleotide messenger RNA. RefSeq lists its product as uncharacterized. The transcript is spliced from 2 exons. The coding region runs from base 348 to 2180 and encodes 610 amino acids. NCBI's taxonomy places the organism in Eukaryota, Metazoa, Chordata, Amphibia, Anura, Ranidae. The record is from RefSeq and is a predicted model, not a curated record.
GACUACAAGUCCCAGAAUGCCACAGCGUGCGGCCCCACAUGACUCCCAUUCGGCCAAUCACAGGGCGCUCGCGUGGUCUACAAGUCCCAGAAUGUUACAGUCAGUCGCCCACGGCUGACUUCCUCUGAAAGAAACGAAAGUGGCAGCGGGCGACCGCUGGCCGUUUUGCAUAUAAUCUGGGACGGCGUUCUGUCAAAAGUUCCAAUUGAACAGCCGGGAGGGGGGAAUUGUCACCCCGCCCCUGUGUGUCCCUUGUUGGGGGGUGACCCCCUCUCUCUAUAACAUUAGUUGGACGGAGGACAUUGCCAGAUAAGCUUGUGCUGAGAUUAGAGUCUGUGAGAAGUACAAUGGAGGAUGUGGAGAGCAUACUGGCCAGGGUUCGAUCGGCUGCGGAUGCCAAUGGAAUAGAAUGGCUGCGGGCCCAGCUUUCUGCCGUGCUGCCGGAUUUGGAGAAAAUGACGGUUCCGCCCGCCCCAGAACUUCCACACGCUGAGAGGUCACGCCCCCCUCCUGUGCGAUCCAGCCCUGAACUGCCCCCGAGGGGCCGCCGCCGCCCUGGGAGCCCAGUCUUGGACCCUUCGGCCCCCACAGCCAAGAGAACCCCUGCUCUGUGGUCUGGUGGGGCUGGAAGGAAUUCCCUUCACAGGCGGACCCCGGGGGAGGAAUGUGGGUCACCCCCCAGCUCCUCAACCCCAUCUGCCGAUCAGCGGGACCAUGUGGCCUACCCGGCGGGUGUCCUGCCUGCCGCUGGAGCGGCCUGGCGAGGGAGAGAAAGUUCUACUAGUGCCGAUCAGAUUCCUGGGGCGACUGGGACUGCCACCGAGAGAAGCCGUGGUACUACUGGAGGGGGCGCCGGCGCGGCUACACCGAAGUGGGACUGGCACGCCGCUUCUGCCACGCAAUCACAACAGACAGAGCAGCGGGGGAGGAGGGCAGUCGCCAGUGACUUCUUCAGCCCGCAGCCUUCGGAGGAAGACCGGUCGGAGGAGGCGCUGACAACAUCGGAGGAUGGAGCAGAGGCCGCCAGUGACGUCUUCAGCCGGCAGCCUUUGGAGGAAGAUAGGGCGGAGGGGGCGCUGACAACAUCAGAGGGUGCCAGUGACGUCUUCAGCCGGCAGCCUUUGGAGGAAGACAGGUCGGAGGAGGCGCUGACAACAUCAGAGGAUGGAGCAGAGGCCGCCAGUGACGUCUUCACCCGGCAGCCUUGGGAGGAAGACAGGGCGGAGGGGGCGCUGACAACAUCAGAGGGUGCCAGUGACGUCUUCACCCGGCAGCCUUGGGAGGAAGACAGGUCGGAGGGGGAGCUGACAACAUCAGAGGAUGGAGAAGAGGCCGCCAGUGACGUCUUCAGCCGGCAGCCUUGGGAGGAAGACAGGGCGGAGGGGAAGCUGACAACAUUAGAGGAGGGAGCGAUGGACGCCAGAGACGUCUUCAGCCGGCGCCAGAUGCAUGGACAGCAUGCCCGCGGGCUGCCUUGGGAGGAAGAAAGGUCGGAGGACGCGUGGAGAAACCCUCUGCCGGGUUCUGAUACAGGGCUGCAGGGAUCCGUAUCGGCGACUGUGCGGUCUGGUGUCGCAGGGCAGCCUGGUUCAGAAUGUUUGGUGUGGAUCCUUGGCCAUAACUAUGUUGUCUUGGGAGCAGCACAUGCUGGUCUUAACCCUGAUGGUCUACAGUUGGGAUUUCCCAGGGAACAGGUCAGGAUCAAAUGGAUCGGGGUCCCGGGGAUGUUAUGGUCCAGGGUCUUGCCUGAGGUAAAUCACUAUUCCAGGCUUGACAGGCCCCCCGACGUGCUCCUUCUUCAUGUGGGAGGCAAUGACCUAGGGGUUCGUCCCUUACACGAGUUGAGUAGGGAUAUCAAAUCUGAUUUCCUGCACUUGCGGUCCUCGUUCCCCAAAACUGUUGUCGUGUGGUCUGAUAUUGUGGCUAGGACUUCCUGGAAAUUGGCGACGUCUGUGGCGAGGCUUAAUAAAGCUAGGAUCAAAAUAAACAAAGGGAUGGCAAGGUUUUUUGUCCAUAACGGUGGCUUAGCGAUUCGCCAUGGCGACAUGGAAAAGGAACAUCGGCUGUUCCUGAGAGAGGACGGGGUUCAUUUGAAUUCAGUGGGGAUCGACCUUUGGUGCUUAGGUCUGCAGGAAGGAAUCGAGCGUGCCUUUCGGGUGUGGCGGGGCGCCCAGGCGUAAAGUUUCAUACUGGGCAUCUGUGGCAGAGAUCGUAGAGGGUUUUUUUUUUUUUUUUGGAUGGAAUACAUGUUGGGGCAGUUGGCUGGAGAAUUUGCCGAAAAAUUGUCCCUGAGCUGGUGCGGCUGGGGGCCUUAGAAAUGCAAGGUGGUGAAAGCUGAACCCCUCCAGGUGGUGGACUGAGAAUGACGCUCUCCUCAAUGUGGAAGUAACAGGUGCUGGCUCAACACAAACGAUAAGAAGGAAAAUCUGGACAGCAGCACUCCAAUAUACGCAUUUUAUUGUAAAAAAAAUCAUCAAAGUUCAUGUAACAGAAGCAGGGGCAAGAUACUGACGCGUUUCACAACAGGCAAGGCGGUGCCAGAUACAUCUAGUUACAUCCUGACCUAGAAAACAAGCAGUUACAUUCAGUCUGAGAAGUUAUGGUAUAUUUGUUUCUGUUUAUUACCGCUUAUAUUAUGUAAUCUUUCAUGGUUGGUUAUUGUAAUAAAGGGCUGUUUAUGGCCAUUUAAGCGCAAGAAAGUAUGUCUGGUCUGAAUUAUUUAAAUAGGUGUA